Messenger RNA from Sebastes umbrosus (honeycomb rockfish), 2300 nucleotides. It is a transcript of the gene setd4, whose product is annotated as SET domain containing 4. The record is from RefSeq and is a predicted model, not a curated record. The transcript is spliced from 13 exons. The coding region runs from base 147 to 1511 and encodes 454 amino acids. Gene Ontology annotation, biological process: peptidyl-lysine trimethylation; peptidyl-lysine monomethylation; peptidyl-lysine dimethylation. Gene Ontology annotation, molecular function: histone H3K36 methyltransferase activity; histone H3K4 methyltransferase activity; transcription coactivator activity. Lineage: Eukaryota; Metazoa; Chordata; Actinopteri; Perciformes; Sebastidae.
AGGAUGUGGAGGUUUUACUGCGCAGCCUCAGUGCGCAGAUCCGGAAAAACAAGCUGACCACGUGGUAUUUGAGGCAUGGAGCCACUGUGCUGCACAGAAUGAAGAUUUUACACAGAUGAGGAUAAUAUCUAGGUCCAGGUGGGAUCAUGAGGGGUCGCGGCCAUCGGGCUGGACGAGUUGCAAGGAAGAGGAGGCAGAAACAAGAAAGCGUCGUCGCGGCGGUGUCUUUGUGUCACCAGCUGCAGUAUGUGAGGCUGAUGAAGUUUCUUCACCAACGAGGAUUCACUUCGACGCUGCUGCAGCCGGCCCUCUUCACUGACACAGGCAGAGGACUGCAAGCUCUCAGGAGCAUAAAGCCAGGUCAGCUGCUCAUCUCUCUGCCAGAGUCCUGUCUCCUCACAACCUCGACUGUUCUGGACAGCUACCUGGGACCGUAUAUCAAAUGCUGGAAGCCCCGCCUCUCCCCCCUGCUGGCGCUCUGUGUCUUCCUGGUGUGUGAGCGGCACCGAGGAGAGGCCUCUGAUUGGUUCCCCUACAUCGACGUGCUGCCCACUGCCUACACCUGCCCCGCCUAUUUCACCGACGACAUCGUGGCUGUUCUGCCAGCCGGCCUGCAGAGACAGGCUUUAGAGCAGAGGGAGGCGGUGAGAGAGAUCCACUCCUCCAAUCAGAACUUUUUCAGAUCUCUGCAGCCGGUCCUGAGUCGGCCCGUGGAUGAGGUGUUGACUUAUGAAGCACUGAGGUGGGCAUGGUGUAGCGUCAACACGCGCACCGUCUUCAUGUCCCACCCGUCCAACAACUUCCUGUCUGGACAGGAUGAUUAUGCUUUAGCUCCCUUUCUGGACCUGCUCAACCACCGCCCCGACGUGCAGGUAAAAGCGAGUUUCAAUGACUUGACCAGAUGUUAUGAAAUCAGGAGCGUUUUCGGGACGCUCCGCUACCAGCAGGCCUUCAUCAACUACGAUUCCCAUGACAACCAGCGCCUGAUGCUGGAGUACGGAUUUGUGGCCUCCUGCAACCCCAACAGCGUGGUCUAUGUGGAAACAGAUCUCCUCGGUGACGUUUUAAGAGGUGACAGGAGUUUGGAUCAGAAGAUCAAGUUUCUCAGAGAGAAUAAUUUCCUCCAUAAUCUCACUGUGUCCGGUGACGGUCCCAGCUGGAGGCUGAUGACGGCUCUCAGACUGAUGUCGCUGCCACAAACACUGUACCACCACUGGAGGGCGGUGCUGCUCGGCCAGGCGGUGAGUGAGGAGAGAGAGGAGUGGAGCUUCCAGACGGCCAAGACUCUCUGUCAGCGACUACUACAGGACACACACUCUGCUCUGGAUAAGAUCUGCCAGCUCCUCCAGCUGUGUGGGCAGCCAAUCAGGGAGCAGCUACAUGUGGUCGAGUCACUGCGACAGGAGGAGAGGUGCAUCCUGGGAAGCUGUCUCGAGGCACUGGGAGGCACACCGGAUGAACAACCGGACGAACUGUUGUCAUGGCAACCUGAUGUUGACGCUGUGAGCUGAUAUCUGUGGGCUCCUUCUCAUUUCUCGUCUCCUCCGGCUUGUGACUCGGAAAUCGAUCUCAGCGCUCCAUCAUGAAGGAUUCCUAAAAUGCAUUUCGAGGAGCAAGGAGGCUUGCCGGAGGAGCUAUAAGCGAGGACACACCGGUGUGUUUUUUCUGGCACCCGUGACAUAUAAAUAGGCGUUGAUGAUGGACAGAUAAUCCAGGUGUGCCACACGUCAUAUUUAAUGGACGUUGCUUUAAAAUGACGACUCCGUGACCUUGACUCCUCUCUCCUCGCCUCCUCCGCUCACAUUGGAGUCGUGAGGAGAGGAGGAGGCAAGGAAAGGAACGGAGGAUGUACAAACUGGGACAUGAGAAAGGCCGCCGGUGAUGCUGGACAGUCUGCAUGUUGCCGUUCUGCUUGUCGACCAGUACGUGAAGCGGCAGGAUGGCCUGACGACCCGUUAACCAAGAGGGUCACAGGUUUGAUUCCAGGUGUGCUGACGGAGCGUCACCACCAUCAACUGAGCCAAGUAAAGGUCAAAGAUACAGUGCUCUGAAAUUACUGUACUAUUCUUGGAACCUUCUGGACUCAUGUCAGACAGAAUGGCGAGGAGAAACAACACGUUGUCUUAUUUAUUUUCUGAUUUAAAGUUUCAGUUCCCGAACAUUUUCCAUUCAGGAGUUUUGUUUGCGAUUGAAGUAAUUUCAGACAACAGGUUUUAUGACGACCACUUAAAUUACAGUUUGUUUAUAUUGUAAUUUGGAAUAUUUAUAAGAAAAACAUAAAACUUUGCUGUUUUUACACC